Fundulus heteroclitus (mummichog) is the source of this 1886-nucleotide messenger RNA. It is a transcript of the gene ftr67, whose product is annotated as finTRIM family, member 67. NCBI's taxonomy places the organism in Eukaryota, Metazoa, Chordata, Actinopteri, Cyprinodontiformes, Fundulidae. Bases 152 to 1510 code for a protein of 452 amino acids. Gene Ontology annotation, molecular function: zinc ion binding. The transcript is spliced from 7 exons. The record is from RefSeq and is a predicted model, not a curated record.
UAGUUUCCGGCGUGGUUGCUUAGCCACGCCCCCAUUUUAUCUCCACUUCCUGUAAACAAAGCAGCAGCUGUGAGCCUGUGUACGCCAGAGGAUUCCUGUGCUUUCCGUCAUUGUCUGCCUCCUCGGAAGGUUUUUUUUUGUUUUUUUAAAGAUGGCCCAGGGCGGAGUGGUUCUGGACAAGGACCAGUUCAACUGUUCCAUAUGCCUCGACGUGCUGAAGAACCCGGUGACCAUCCCCUGCGGCCAUAGCUACUGCUCGGACUGCAUCCAGAACUACUGGGACCAGGACGACUUCCUCGGCAUCUUCGUCUGCCCACAGUGCCGACAGAGCUUCAGCCCGAGGCCCUUCCUCGCCAGGAACACCAUGCUGGCCGACGUGGUGGAGAAAUUCAAGCGGACCGGCCUCCAGGACGCUCCGGCGCCGGCGGAGAACCGCUGUCCGGCCGAACCCGACGACGUGGAGUGCGACGUCUGCGCCGGGAGGAAGAGCAAGGCUGUCAAGUCCUGCCUGGUGUGCCUGGCCUCCUACUGCGAGCUCCACCUGCAGCCUCACUACGAGUCGGCCGCCUUCAAGAAGCACAAGCUGGUGUCGGCCUCCAAGCGGCUCCAGGAGACGAUCUGUCCCCGGCACGACAAGCUGCUGGAGGUGUACUGCCGCACCGACGGCCGCUGCAUCUGCUACCUGUGUCUGACGGACGAGCACAAGGGCCACGACACGGUGCUGGCCGAGGCGGAGAUCCAGCACAUGCAGAGGCAGCUCGGUGACAUGAAACAGCGCUCGCAGCGGGAGAUCCAGCAGCGAGAAAAGGAGGCGCAGGACCUGAGGCAGGCCAUCUUCUCCCUGGCUCGCUCGGCUCGGGCCGCAGCCGAGGAGAGCGACGCCGUCUUCACCGAGCUGAUUCGCCUGAUGGAGCUGAAGCGCUUUGAAGUGAGAGAGCUGAUCAAAUCGCAGGAGAAGACGGCCGCCGGGGAAGCCGAGCAGCUGCUGGAGAAGAUCCAGAAGGAAAUCGCCGAGCUGAGGAAGAACGAGGCCGAGCUGGACCUGCUGUCCCAAAGCGAGGACCCCGUCCAGUUCCUACAGAGUUGUCAGUCCCUUCAUGCUUCGCCUGCGCUGUCGCCGUCUCCUCUGCUCAACCCGAACCCCUGCCUCUCCUUCAGCCCCGUCAUGACGGCUGUGUCCGACUUCAAGGGGCUGCUGCACGAAGUGUGCCAGGGGGGAUUUGUCAGCAUCUAUGAGAAAAUGAAAGAUGUAACAAUCGUGAUGCCUGAAAAUCCUGAAGCUCAGGGUGACCCUGACCUCGCCGGUGAGGCUGGGGCAGCCGCGCACACGGAGUCGCCACUAGGGCUGCCUCCAUUUGGUCUGGACCAACCGGCUGCCAGUCCCCUGAACCCGUUCCUCGCUCCAGGACCCGCCGGGGCCACGUUUGCCUUCUCACCGUUUGGUUCCAAACUCGCCACCGGAUCCAGACAAAGGCACCUGCAGCGACGGCCUCACUCCAGAAGAAGAUGAACCCUGCUGCACAUCAGCCUGAAUGUUACACAUGCAUCCCCAACAUCAGCUCUCUCGUCAUAAAAGUGAAGAACGAGACCUCUCCACUUCUUUUAUCUGUUGACAUUAGGCUUUAAUUUCAGCUGUAUUUGAGUAUUUAUUUACAGAUGACGUGACUGUGCAUUUAACUUGGUAUUUAGCGGCUGAAAACUUGACCGACCUACUACACAGUAUUUCAGUAUUACUAAGGAUGACUCUGUAGUAGUGAUGUGUUGUAGAUUUUAUGCUUUUAUAAGUAUUCAUUUUUUUUAUUUUAACCAAAGCUUUGUGAACAGUUAUUUUCUUUUGGAGACUCAUUUGUAACACAUAAAAAAAAAAAAACAUCUGCCCCAAUGUA